Messenger RNA from Puntigrus tetrazona (Sumatra barb), 2492 nucleotides. RefSeq names its product centrosomal protein 78 (gene cep78). Gene Ontology annotation, molecular function: protein binding. Lineage: Eukaryota; Metazoa; Chordata; Actinopteri; Cypriniformes; Cyprinidae. Gene Ontology annotation, cellular component: centrosome. The record is from RefSeq and is a predicted model, not a curated record. The transcript is spliced from 16 exons. Bases 130 to 2211 code for a protein of 693 amino acids.
CGCGGAGUCGCGCGCAGAACGAGACGCUGCUCGUCUUUCAAACCGCCGCGGUUUGUUUUGACACGCUGGGUGGGUUAUCAGUCUCUAGAGUGGAAACCACGACAACAGCGCUAACAAACAGGUUGCGUGAUGCUGGAACCAGUGCAGAUCCGUCGGAGAGGUGCUCAGGAUUUUGAAGGUUACUAUGAUCACUUGUGUGCGGCUCAGGGGUCGGCUCCUGUCCGUGCGGUGAAAGCCAGCCUGAGUCGGGGGAUGUUAGAGUUCAACCCUGAUCGCGUCAGUUUGUCGGACUGGACGCCCAUCCUGUCAGCCCUGGCCGUCAACAAACACCUCCAGCGUGUUGCUAUCAAGAGCUGCCACCUCACCGGCACUGGAGCUCAAAGUUUUUACAGGUCUCAUAGUAAGAAGAAGGCCCCUGUGAUUCAUUCCAAGAAUGUGACUUAUCAGUUGUGCAAGUCUGUGCAAAAGUGCCUGUGUGAGAGCAGCAGCCUAAAGACCCUUCAGCUGCACGGCCUGCCACUGAGAGAGAGGGACCUCACAGCUCUCACAAAGGGCUUAGCUAAAAGUGUGUCACUGGAGCACCUGUCUUUAGCACACUGUCCAAUUGCAGAUCAGGGUUUGGAAGUCGUCUGUCAGAGUGUGAAAUAUUCCUCAACGAUCAAGACAGUGGACUUCACUUCCUGUAAUAUCACCUGGCAGGGAGCAGAGCAUAUGGCGAAUAUUAUAAAGCACCAGGCGAUGAGGCGGCACGGCACGGCGUGGGUGGAGACUUUGCGCUACAGGAAAGCCGAGUUUGAAGCCAUGAGCGGACUGCGCAGAAUCACUCUCAACGACAACAUCCUGAUCGGAGACCGAGGAGCGAUGGCGCUCUCCCGCGAGCUUACAGAGGACCUGUGGGUCAAAGCGCUGGACCUGCAGCGUUGUGGGAUCUCGAAUGAAGGAGCUCGAGUUCUGGAGCAGAUGCUUCAGGCCAAUUCCACUCUGUGUGUGCUUGACAUCAGGAGAAACCCUCUUGUCGAUAAUAAUAUGGUGAAGGCUGUGCUCAAAAAAGUUCUUAUGAACACUAAAAGCCACGACUCACAGUAUCUGUGGCUUAAACCUCCUUCUCCCAGAAGCGCUCUUGAUCAGUCGCGGCAGUCGAGGAGAAAGAAUGCAGGAAAAGCUACGCAUCGAUCUGGUUCUCGCCGCCUGUCGUCUGUAAACUGUGUGUGGAGGCCUCCUCGACCGGGUUCGGUGGGGUAUGUCCCGUGGCGCACCGCUGCGAGGGCUGACUUACAAAGAUGCGCCUCACAGGCUGAUGGGCCCACAGACCAGAGUUUUCAAAACGCCACGUCUGUGCGGGUGACUGUCGAGACGGAGUCAGAGGCGGAGGAGGUGGAUGGUGCAGAUGGACCUCAGGAGAAAAUCACAAGCUGCCAGUUCAGACGACUACAGAGGGAGAAUAAUCGAUUACAGGUGGAGCUGGAAGAGUGUCGCCUGAGGCUGGCAGAAGAGAGGAACAACAGGCUGAAAACCAACUCUCGCUUGGUGGAGCUGGAACUGGAGAAUGAGCGUCUGCGCAGUCUGAAUCAAUCCCUGUCUGAAGCCCAUCUCAGCACCUCUGCUCUGGAGGAUGAACGUGUGCUGGAAAGCAUCGAAUCCUCCUUCCAGAAAUUCCACGCAUUCCUAGACCUGCUGAAAGACGCUGGGCUCGGCCAGUUUGCGUCUAUGGCUGGAAUAGACCAAUCAGACUUUGGUCUUCUUGGGCAUCCUCAGCUCUCCUCAACAGAGAGGACACACGCCGACCAAGAACUUCAGAGAAAUGGGGAGAGGAGUCAGAGUUUAGCACUGGCAGACAUCCCUCAGCCUGAAUCCAGGACUCACUCAGAACCUCCUGCUAACACGGAAGACUUCCCCGGCUCUCAAUCUCAGCAGGAAGUGCCUCUAAGUCCAGUGGGCUUGUGUCGAGCCUCCCCAGCGUUACAGGAUCGGCUUGAGUUUGAGGCCCCCGAGAGCAGCCGAGAGUCCUCUUACUCUUCAAACCCCCGGAGGGCCGGCGGAGGCUCUCGCUCGGGCGGCUCGGUCAGCAGUGUGAGUCCUCGGUCCUCCAGAGCCAACGGCUCCGUGUGCUCGGCCCUUGACUCCAGAGCGUCUGGUCUGUCUCGGUUGGCUUCAGGCGGACAGAGCGCUUCAGGAAGCCAGAGAAGCGCUGCGGGACUGAUGGGGUUUUAGAGCUGAGGGGAUCUUGAAGAGCUUCUCCGGAAUAUCGGUGGCUGCUGUCAUCUUCAUCUGUCCAGUGUGUGUUGAGAACCAUCCUGAGAGAACCCUUUUAUUGUUUGUAUGUUUGAGAGGCUGAUGUUCUACGUGGCAGAUAUUAAUGCCGUUUAGUUGUAUAGGCUAUGAGUUUGUAGUUCAGUGACACUAAGGUUAUUAUUUAAGAGAUUUUGACAGAUAUUUUUUUUGUAUUGCUAAAUCGACUGAUUUGUGAUUUGAUUAAAAAAUGUGAAAUCAAA